AUGAGUAGCUGGACCGCCUUGGCGACUCUCUUACUAGUGUUGGCAUGCACUAGCGAGGCUGCAAAAUGCCGUGGAACUUAUAGAGAGCUCAGAGGGCGCGAUGGCUUCAUCCCAAGAAGAGGCUGCCGAGGACUCGACACUUUGGUCGGGGAAGAAUAUUGGACCACUGUUGGCUAUGACGGACAAUUGAGGGAUGGACGGACCACCGAUGACUUCCUUGUGUUCCCUUACGAGGAGAACAACGGACACCAACAAAGAAACGCGUUCAUCGGAUAUUGGAUUACUCGUACAAAGUACGGAAAUGGGCGUCAUCACGAAUCGUUCGGACACGUGUUCGUAAAGCCAAACGGUCGAGUCUGCGGAUGGUUCGUCGGUUAUGAAAAGGAGUCGGUCGAGGUGUGCGGUGGCUUCCGUGUGCUCAGCAAAAAUCGUCGCAACCCGAAUGAGGCAAUUCCAUUCGAAUGGGUCCAAGGUUCCCAUCUGCGCACUCGCGACACUAUUGGGUUCCACAAGCACCGCAUCGCCAAAAUCGAAACGAAUCCCGAUGAAAUUUUCUUUGGAGACGCUCAAGCCUCGGCCAAGAUUUUCCAAGGAAUCUCACCUAACUCCAACGAGUUCAUCGAGGUCAAAUCACCGGAUGAGUUCGUCCGCAAAGUGUGGCUUCUCAAGAAGAAGAAUCUCUCAAUCGAUGUACGUCCGAGGAAACCGGUUCAGGAAAUCCGUCGCGACGAUCUAACCAUUUACAGUGAUCCACAUUAUCAAGGAAAAAUCAACCAUCCGAAAAAUUACCCAUAUUAUGAUGUGAGCGGAUUCCCAAGCAACAACCCUUCGGAUGCGGCUCGGCCGGCUUUCGAUUCACGCGGAGUUCAAAUACAAUUCAGCAACUAUGAAACACGAUAUGUGUCUGAUAAUGGAAAUCCGUAUAAACCGGGAGAACCGGGCUUCGACGAAUACGAAAAGAGAUAUUGGGAGAUUCAAAAUAGUCGCGAAAGCUUUCCAUCGUCAAGAAUAGUUUCGCAAAAAAUUAUUCCGGCUUCGAAUAUUGUCUCUAAUCAAAUUUCUCCAGAACAACAAGCCUAUAAUGAGCAGAGACGUCGAAUUGUUCCUCAACCUGGAGAUGAACGAUACAACGAUUAUAUUGAACGAUUGCGAUCCGGUUAUAUCACUCCCGAAGAGGUUCCAGCUGUUGGCGAGCCUGGAUAUGAUAUCUAUGUUGAUAGAAUUUCGAAUGCUCGACAAAACUGGGAACGCCAGCACGGCAGAAAUCUAGAGGCCCCCGAAAACCAACCAUCUGUUAACUAUGGAACCACAAAUGAAGAACGCAAAUUUGCUGGGCGCCAUCGUCCUGGAGCAAGAACUCAUGGAAAUGCCUAUCAAGUGGGCGAUGGAGCACAAUCAGAACAUCAAAUUGGACAAGGUGUAGACCCUUCUGAAAAUCGUAACAUUGGACGAGGUGUUGAGUUUUCGAACAGCAUCGGAAAUGGAGCUCAACCGGCACAUCGAAUUGGAAGUGGGGUGGAGACAUCCGGAAAUCGAGAAAUUCCAGCCUAUGACAUUGGCGACGGAGCGCGUUCGGCGCAUCGAAUCGGAGAUGGAGUGGAACCAUCCGGAAAUCGAGAAAUUCCAGCCUAUGACAUUGGCGACGGAGCGCGUCCGACACAUCGAAUCGGAGAUGGAGUUGAAUCAGGAUCAAACGUUGAUGAUGAUGAUUCCUCCACUUACAACAUUGGAGAAGGAGCUCAACCAGACGGUCAAACUAUUUACAUUCCAACGGCCGAAGACGAGAAACGCAUGAAUUUGAAAAACGUCAAAUUGGCUCGCUUCCGUCCAGCGACAAUUGUUCGCGACAAAGAUGGUAAUACAUAUGUCCGUCAUGAAGAAAAUGGCCGCACUUAUUUCUAUUCGCCAAACGAUCCAGACCGCAAAAAAAUUGAAAUUCCGGAACUCGACCAAAAAAUUGAGAGAGAACUAGAAGAGCGUCGCCGAUUGGAGAGAGGAAUGAAAGAACUGAUUUCACAGAAAAAACCAGUAGAUAUUCCUUUGAAAACAGCCGCGGAAGUCGGUAAGCGAAAACACUAA
Messenger RNA from Caenorhabditis bovis, 2079 nucleotides. The record is from the annotation of a GenBank genome assembly. Lineage: Eukaryota; Metazoa; Nematoda; Chromadorea; Rhabditida; Rhabditidae.